GAUGCAUACAAGCAGCUGGAGGGGCGAGCGUGAGUUUCUGCUCAUUUCCUCCCCUUCUCAAUUAAAUCGCGUCUGAGUCAGCGCCUCGCCCUGUCCUCCCCACCCCCGUUCUCCCCUCCCAGGCCAUUGACAGGCACACGCCCGGAGGACCCGGGGACCAGCCGCCCUUUGUGAUGCUGAUUCGGGCUGGAGGAGCCCCUCCGUCUUUUGUCUGAUGUUUUCCAGGCAGACGGAGGAGGAGAGAGCGCAGCAGCAGCUCUUGAAAAUUGACCAGCCCCCCCCCCCCGAGCUGCGCGUCACAUCGGAGCAAAGACAAAACGCCCGCCUGCCUGGGCUUAGCGCGCACGCACAGCCGGGUCGGGAGGCAGACGGAGGCGCUUCCCUUACACAGGAAACACAGGGCUUGGUGAUUCCCCCCAAAAAAUAUUGUCGAUCCAGGCUAUUACCCCUCCAGGGCAAACCGUCUUAGGCAGGCGCUGGCCAGGUGAGAGAGCCCCCGGGCUUGGAGAGGCGGAAAUGUAACAUUUCAGCACCCUGGACAGUUCCGAGCGCGGCGGCGCUGCUUUGACGGUCGGGCCAUGGCGAGCGUCCAGCAGGGCGAAAAGCAGCUGUUCGAGAAGUUCUGGAGAGGGACCUUCAAAGCCGUGGCCACGCCAAGACCCGGCAGCGUCAUCGUGGCCAGCAUCACCUCCCGCAAGCCCCUGGCCAGCACUGAGGCACUCAGCUGCCUGCCGCUUCCAACAGACAACAAGCACCCGGAGGAGCCAUGCCAAACUCAAGAGACCUCUAGCACCAAUGGCUGUGUGAGGUUGAAAGACAGCCAGGAGUACGCUAGGCACAAAUCAUGCAGCCCAUCCUGUACUGAGGAAUUCACACCACCUCCUACCAAGGGGAAGAAGAAAAAGAAGAAAUCUACACGAAAGAAGAGAAGGAGGUCUCCGUCCUGCAGCCCCUCCCCACUGAAGAAGAAGAAGAAAAAGAAGAGCUCGAAGAAAAGAAAAAGAAACAGGUUUUCUUCAAAGAAGAGAAGACACAGUUCCCCAAGCCCCAAAAGCAAAAGGAAGGAAGAAAGAAAACACAAGAAACAAGAGGACGGCACUGCUGGCGGGGCUGGAGGAGGUGGGCAGUGGCUGAAGGGCGGCUCCUUCGGGGGGGAAGAGGUGGAGGCUGGAUGCGCUCUCGCAGUCAGUCACAGAAAUCCCAACGCCGCCGCCAUCGCCGCUGCCGCUCUGGCUCAGAGAGCACCAAUUCCCUCACAGAGAGCUGUGGAAGCAGGCCGGGAGCCAGAUCACGGGACGAAGGGCAAAGCGAGAUGGAAACACUCCCGGCACUCUUUGAAGAGCCUUCGAAAGCCCGAUGGCACUACAGAGCUGACCGCCACUCCUUUCCCCGGCUGCACCCCCCAGAACGACAGCUUGCUUCCCUCCACAGAAGCUAUUUCAAAGUCUGGGUGUCCUGCUGACCUUUUUAAAAAAGCAGAGGGUCGGGUUGGCAGGCUGGCCCAACAGAAUGGAGAACCCCACGAGUACGACUCAGGAAAUGAUACUUCUUCCCCUCCAUCCACCCAGACAAGUGCAUCCAGGUCAAAGGGGGGCCCCAAACCACCAUGUGAUCAAGUCUGUGAUGGUUUCAGCCGGGCCUUCUCUUCCGGGAAGGUGAGCAAUGGGAGCAGUUCUGAUUCAGGAAAUUCCUUCACCAGCUGCUUCUCCCGGACGAAGGGGGCAACUUUAGACAAUCCAUCUCCAAGGGUUCGAACCAAGGAUCAAAGGUCAUGUGCCCGGAAUGGUUCUACAUCCAGCAGGUCAUCUCCAGAGUCUAACCACUCCCAUUUAUUACAUCACAAGGCGGGAUCCCGGUCUUCACACAGCAGAUCCUGUUCAUCAGGGACAAGAUCCUAUUCACGUUCUCCUAGCUACUCACCCAAGUCCUGCAAGAGAAGCCCCGGCAGCAGAAGCUCCAGGCAGCGGCGAAGUCCCAGCUAUGCUCGCUAUAGUCCUAUCAGGGACCGUGAACGAGAUCACAAGUACGGGUCCAGUGGGAAGGAGUCUCACAGGCACCGUGACCGCCGACGCCGCAAACAGUCAUAUUCACCCAUGAGGAAGCGGAGAAGAGAUUCCCCCAGCCAUCUGGAAGCCCGACGCAUAACAAGUGCCCGGAAGCGCCCAAUCCCCUACUACCGCCCCAGCCCCUCUUCCUCAUCCCCCAGCAGCAUCAGCAGCUACUCCUCCUGGCACAGCCCCUUCAGCUACUCCUCCAGCCGUAGCCGCAGCUACUCCAGCAAAAGGACCAGCCGCAGCAGAAGCUGGAGCAGCAGCGGCAGCAACCGGAGCCGCAGUGGCAGCAGCUCAGGGGCACGGAACAGCCGGCGGAGCGGCAGCAGGAGCGGCGAGUCGGCAGGCAGCUACGACAGCUUGCGGCGUUAGCGGACCACGGCCAGGAGGGGGUGCCCUUCCCUCCCACUUCAAUGGACUCAACGGAAUUAAUUUCUCAAGGGGCAGAUCCGGAAAGGCUUCCUGUUCUUGACCAGAAGCAAACGUCGCCACUCGUUCAGCAACCCUACGUUGUGGGGGACGUCCCAGAAGGAUGCAUUUUUCUAUCUUUUUUCCACCUGACCCACCAACCCAUGGGGAAAAAACCAGCCAUGAAACUGAUCCCUUGUCAUUGCAGGCCUGUGAGUGCAAACCUGGGCUGUCUCUAGCACGUUUCUCCUGCACGGAUGGGAUCUGCUUCACACCAGUCCAUCAGCUCUGGGAACUCAAGAGAACUGGGUGCGUCCUCCUCUUGCCUGUAUCACAGCCACCGUUGGACCGUCCCAUUGAGGGAGUGCUGUUGAUGCCUCACCCCAAAUUCCUCCACUAUUCAGCAGGUCAUGUUGCUGGUUCCUGUUGCUCCCCAUUAAAGGCGGAGUGGACUUUGCUAUGUCAUCCAUUAAGAAUCCUGCAUUGCAGGGGGCUGGACUUGGAUGGCCCUCCCAACUCUACAAUUCUAUGAUCAAUCCCUUUGAGCUUCUGUCCUCCGUGUCCUCCUUCCUCUUGUGAUCUGCACCCUCAACCUUCCCUGGCUGACCCAGGCGGCUGCAGAAAUCUCGCUUUCUGCCACCAGAGAGUGACAGUCGUGUGACGACACACCAGUUGCCAGCCUUCCAAGGACAUCAAACUGGAUCGUCAAACUUCUUCGUUAAGACGGCAGCAUUUCCCAGUCCAGGCCAUGGAACUUAGUAUGACCCGAGGGUGAGGAACUUGUGGCCUUCCAGAUGCUUGAUGGACUCCAUCAACGUCCAUCAACUCCAAGCCAACAUGGCCAACAGUCAUGGAUGUUUGUGGUCUUCCCAGCUGGGUCAUCUUGAUUGGCCAUCACAGGUUGCUGGAUGAGAUGGGCCUUUGGCUGGGCUCUUCUUAGAUAUUUUUGGAGAGUUGAAGUCCCACAACAGCUGGAGGGGCACGGGUUCCCCACAACCAGGACCACCCCCAACCUACCAUUCUCAAACCCACCUCCGGAAUUAAUGAGGAGGAGUUAAAAUCUACCAAGCUAAUGAUGCAGGGAAUUUGAGGGAGGGGGUAAAGUGAAGUGAAAUAGCAUCUCCAACAUAGAUAAGGGAAGUCCAUCACUCUGAGGAAGGCGAGGCAUCAUGCGCAUUAAUACCCUUUGACCCGUAGCAACAUUCAUUUUUGUAAAACCUGUAUAAAUAGAGGCAAAAAAGGAGAGAGAGAGACAGAAGUUCCGUGUUAUUUAUUGGAGGUGGGAGGGAUCUCUGAACAACCCCCUCCUCCACUGUAUUGCAUCCACCCCAACCUUUCCUGCCAGACCACAUAGAGGGUGGUUAAAUGUGGGAUUUUGCAGACCCUGGAAAGAUGUCCCUGCUUAGAGGGCUGUCCACAGGCGUUUGACUCCAUGGCAGCAAAGGCUCCUUCUUUUUCCCCCAAUCCGACCGUGUGCUGUUACAUGUUCCUUUGUUAUUUAUUGAUUGCUGUAAUUAUUUAUUACGUUUGGGAUUCGGUCCUGAGUUGCAUGUCAAUCACUUGCUGUCGCUAUCAAAGUUUAAUUUGUUCCCAUUUUUGAGCACUAAGUUAUUAGUAUUUAUUAUUAUUAUUAUUAUUAUUAGGGUUGUUUUGUUUCAUUUAAUGCAGGAAUGUAGAGGCCCACGAGUGGCGUUCAGGCUCAGUUUUACUAUAUUUUGCUACCUCUGCUCUUUCCCCCUAAUUAGGAAUGUCAGAAAACUCUGAUGAAAAUGGAAAUAGGAGUGGAAAUUGCUGGUGUUUGGUCCCAUAUCUGGAGUGGAAAUCAAUCCGGUGAAUUCAAUUGGGACUCACUGUUAUUGGUUUCAAUCUGCAAAUCAUAUGUUUCUGAUUACAUCCCCCUUUUCACUGUUAGCAUUGUGUUUUCUUUGCAUUGAAAUGAUGGGUGGAAAAACAUUACUAUUGUUAUUAUUAUUAUAAUUUAUGACCUGCCCUUUACCCUAAGGUCUCAGAGUGGAUUGCAACAAUUGAAACUCAAUGUUAAAAACAGUUUAAAUCCACUUACAGUCACAAAAUUAAUGCAGGUCCUAUCGCAAUGACAAUAUGCAAUGAUUACAGAAAUUACGCAAGUUACGUAAUCUCACCACAGCAGAUGGCGAGACACGACGUUAAAAGUAGCUUAAAACAACUGACAAUCACAAAGUAGGGUUGGGCCCUAUUGCAAUGGCAAAGUAACUUACAUAGUUAGUUACCUAAAUCACACAUUUCACAAUUUUGCCCCAGUGGACCUGGAAAAAAAGAAUGUUGCUUUGUAUGGAAAAUGAAUCACAGCAGUCAGAAGCAGUGCUGCAUGCAAUCAGAGGCAUAGCAAGGUCAGAUGGUCCCCAAUGCAAAAAAAUUUUUGUCACCCCCCAAAAAAGUUGUUGAAGGUUAGGGAAGGUUGCCCAGAGUUGUUGAGCAAAUCCGACUGCCAAUCGCAUAAAACCGCUCAGCGGAGGGUGCAAACGCAGCCUGAUGGGGGGUGCAGGACUGAUGUCGGUCGGUCACGACUGGACCUGAUGGUCAGGGGUCCCUUUACCUUUAAGCAUGAUACCCGGGCCAGACCGCACCCCCCUUGCGAUGCCCUUGCCUCUACCCACAAUGCCACCUUAGUUCGGAGGCUGCUUGACUCCUUCAGCAACUGUGACUGGCUAAACCAAGCAUUCAGUUCUGGGUGGUGCUCCUCCUAGAACAAGGCGUAUUUACACCACCCCCCUAAGCAUGACACGCCGGGACAUGGGUGGCACUGUGGAUUAAACCACAGAGCCUAAGACUUGCCAAUCAGAAGGUUGGCGGUUCGAAUCCCCGCAACGGGGUGAGCUCCCGUUGCUUGGUGCCUGCUCCUGCCCACCUAGCAGUUCAAAAGCACGUCAAAGUGCAAGCAGAUAAAUAGGUACCACUCCGGCGGGGAGGUAAACGGCGUUUCCGUGCGCUGCUCUGGUUCGCCAGAAGUGGCUUAGUCAUGCUGGCCAUAUGACCCGGAAGCUGUAAGCCGGCUCCCUCGGCCAAUAAAGCAAGAUGAGUGCCGCAACCCCAGAGUCAGCCACGAAUGGACCUAAUGGUCAGAGGUCCCUUUACCUUUAAGCAUGAUAACCGGGCCAGACCGCACCCCCCUUGCAAUGCCCCUGCCUCUACUCACAAUGCCACCUUAGUUUGGAGGCUGCUUGACUCCUUCAGCAACUGUGACUGGCUAAACCAAGCAUUCAGUUCUGGGUAGUGCUCCUUCUAGAACAAAAUUAAAGGGUGUGCCCCCCCCCAAAGCCUAUGUGAACCUGCAAAGAUUUCAGGGAUUUCUUGUCCCUUUGGGGGGGACAGCUGUUCGGUCACAAGCAGCAACUUCAACAGAGUUUAGUGUCAAAUUUGGGACUGGCCCUACCAUAAGGCAGAAUGAGUCAGAGGCUUCCAAUGGCGGGUGUGGGAAGGAGGCGUAUGGACUUAGACAUAGCUGCCAACUGUCCCUUAUUUGGUGGGAAAGUCCCUUAUCCCAGCGCCGUGUCCCUCUGCUGUCCCUUAUUGAUGGUGUCCCUUAAAUUUCCCGGGUUUCAAAGGAAGCAGCUCCUCUCCCUCCCUCCCUCCCUGCCAGGGAGGAGGGAGGCUCCAACUGUGUUGCUUGGCUGCGUUGCUCACCCAAUAAGGAGUCUAAGAAUGACUGGGGGGUGGAGCUUGCAUGCCUUGUGCCAAUCAAAUCGGCCGCGUUGCCUGGGGACUCGCCUUUGCUCAGCGCUUCCCAGCGGAGAGGUGACGGCGGUUUUCAUUGCUGCAUCCCCUUUGCCGGGUUGCUGCGCUGUGGGAACUACCGCUUGAGGCUUUGUUUGGCUGCUGGCUGGGUUUUCUGCCUUUGGUUCGGAGGGGCUCAGAAGCUGAACAUACCUGUGCUCGGAAAAUCCCUUAUUUUGGCUGCUGAUCCCUUAUUUUCGAGGCUGCUGGUCCCUUAUUUUCAAAUCUGUUAGUUGACAGCUAUAGACUUAGAGGGGGGGUGAGAUGCCAGAAGAUAGAACAAUGCAUGCCCCAUAGACUAUCCCCUAAACCAGCUUGCUUCUAGCUACCACUUUUGUAGCUUUCCCCCCAUAUCAUAUUGGGAACUAUUGCUAAGGAGGCUGCAAGGUGUUAGAGGAUCCCUUUUCCCCUCACAGAGCUACAAUUCCCAGAGUGGUGUAACAAUGGAUCCCUCUCCCCAGGGAACUCUGGGAAUUGUAACCCUGCCCAGUACGUUCUCCUCUUCUGCACUCACGAAAAUCUCCAGCUUCCCCUAAAAUAAAUACCUUAAAAUAUUUCCCAUUUUCUGCACGUAAUUACCGUACCGCCCCCGAGUCUGGUUUCCCACUCUGCAUCCAAAGAAGGGGAAAACGUUUGGGGAAGAUCUCUCCAAAAGACGGCCACCUCCAUUCCAAGAGGUUUCAAAAAGCCCAAUCCAAAACAUGAACUGCUUACUCAAAAGUAAGGGCCGCUGAAUUCAGUGUAUAUGGAGGCAGGGGUCUUUCUCCUAACUGUACCUAGAGAUGCCGGGACUUGAACCCGGGACCUUCUGCAUGCAAAGCAGAUGCUCUUACCCCUGAGCUACAGUAGUUUCCUGGGGUGGGUGGGGGGGGGGGGUAGUAUUGUAGCCUCCCGAUUAGAGGGUUUGAUUCUCUCCCUCCCUGCCUCCCUCUCUGCUUUAACUGCUAAAUGCUGAAUUGCUCUUCCACCUUACAUGUUACCAGUUCAUUUCUGUCUCCAGUCAAACCAUUGGUAUUAUUAUUGUUGUUGUUAAUUUAUCAUGCACUGUAUAUAUGAUGAGAGACUGUUGUCGCGUUAUUUAUUUAUUUACUUAUUUAUUUAUUUAUUUAUUUGGAUUUUUUUUAAUAAAAACAAUUCUGUCACUGGGUUUUGGGUUGUUGAGGGGUGGGUAUUUACCCCCCCCCCAACAAAAAAUGUUUUCAUUUCAUUUUGAGAACCACUAGCUCCUCUCUAACGAAGAAAAUCAGCAACUGAACAUCUCAGAAAUUUAAACAUUUUGGACCCAGACAGGGGUGUUUUCCUUUUAAAUUCUGUUCACAUGUGACGGCUACAUAUUCUGAAGAAGAACACGCAGUAGAACAUUUCAUGAAGGAGAAAUAGAGGUUUUCUUUUCCUGAAGCAUCUGAACUCAAGCAGAACAAGGCAAAAGACAAGAUGUGGUCCUCAUUUCAGACCCAGAAGCUGACACAAUUGGCAGUUGAUUUUUUUUUUUCCUGUCUACUUGCCCUCCUGUGAGGGGAGCAGGCUAGCCUAAGGGGCAUAGCAGGCUGUCUUCCAACUCCUUGCCGCCACUGCCUGCCCCUCAAAAUCUGCUGCCUGAGGCAGCUGCUUCACUCCACCUAAUGGUAGAGCCAGUCCUGACAUGAAUUCAAAUCCUUUAGAACAAAGCCAGGCUGCAGAAUGGGCUGUGUGUGAUGAGUAGCAGGCAACACAUCCCUCUCGUUCUCACAUUUUGACAAGCGGCUACUAAGCUGCUCCAAAACAUUGGUUCAUUGAACUUCAGAUUUAAACAAAAAACAAAAAAAAACUACCUUUGAUAUGGCUGUAUUCUUUAGUCUUCCUGAAGAAGUUUCACACACACACAAAUGUACAAAUAAUAAUAAUAAUAAAAUCCUGCUGUGUUUCAUUCUCA
Messenger RNA from Podarcis raffonei (Aeolian wall lizard), 8124 nucleotides. RefSeq names its product serine/arginine repetitive matrix 4 (gene SRRM4). Gene Ontology annotation, cellular component: nucleus. The record is from RefSeq and is a predicted model, not a curated record. Gene Ontology annotation, biological process: mRNA processing; regulation of RNA splicing; neuron maturation. Gene Ontology annotation, molecular function: mRNA binding. Lineage: Eukaryota; Metazoa; Chordata; Lepidosauria; Squamata; Lacertidae.